AUGUCUGCCACCAUCACCAUCGCGCAGCCUGGACCGACACUGUAUAUCAGGUCAGACACUGAAACUUUUCCAACACCCUUGGAACUCUCUGGCGCUCUAGAUUCUUUUAGACAUGUUGAGUCGACACCUGUCAUCGGUCGUGAAUACCCCGAGGUGAACCUUGUGGACGACAUCCUCAACGCCAGGAACGCAGACGAGCUCAUCCGAGACCUAGCAAUUACCAUCAGUCAAAGGGGCGUGGUCUUCUUCCGGGCACAAGACAACUUGACCGACGACUUGCAUAAACUCCUGACUCAGCGACUUGGAGAGCUUGUUAACAAGCCUCGAGACUCGACUCUUCAUAUUCACCCACUGCUAAAUGGAACAACCGAGUUUGGCGUUCCUGACAACGAGAUCAGCAUCAUCUCUUCAGAAGGGUUUAAAAAGUAUGCGCCACAGCAGCAGGAGCCCGACCGCGAUAACCGCAAGGCUGGCGCAGCAUCUUGGCACAGCGAUAUCCAAUUCGAGCCUUUCCCAGCCGACUACACAAGCUUAAGAUUGACUGAGUUGCCUCCAACAGGCGGGGAUACGUUAUGGGCAUCGGGUUAUGAGCUAUACGACCGGUUCAGUGACGCAUAUCGUCGGUUUUUGGAGGGUCUGACCGCAACAUUCAGCGGGGAUGGCUUCCUUAAGGCGGUUGCAGAUCGUCCUGAUAAGUUCCAAGUCUAUAAAGAGUCGCGAGGAAACCCCGCAAACAUUGGUGACGAAUUGAAGGCCGUGCACCCCGUUGUACGUACCAAUCCAGUGACGGGCUGGAAGUCUAUUUAUGCUGUAGGGAACUUUCCGCGACGUAUUAACCAGCUGAGCAAGCGUGAGAGUGAUGACCUGUUGAGGCUAUUUUAUCAGAGAAUUGAAGAGAAUCAUGAUCUUCAGGUUAGAUUUAAAUGGGUGAAUAAGAACGAUAUUGCAUUCUGGGAUAACCGCAGCGUUUUUCACAGCGCAACAAACGACUAUGACAACUUGGGCGCUCGGGUUGGUCAUCGUGCUGUUGGAAUUGGAGAGAAGCCAUACUUCGAUUCACGAAGCAAAUCAAGAACCUCGGACCUGUUAAGCAAGUAA
Molecule: messenger RNA, 1098 nt
Organism: Penicillium angulare
Lineage: Eukaryota; Fungi; Ascomycota; Eurotiomycetes; Eurotiales; Aspergillaceae
Product: TauD/TfdA dioxygenase family protein
Exons: 3
Coding region: 1-1098 (365 amino acids)
Cellular component (GO): cytoplasm
Molecular function (GO): 2-oxoglutarate-dependent dioxygenase activity
Source: RefSeq, a predicted model, not a curated record